AUGCGUUCCCGGAAGGCUACCCUUCCUGACAUUCCGCUUCCUGAAACUCACGCCAAACCUGGCACGAGGACUCGUGUAAUGAAGAAUGCUGUGAAACUGCAAGCCCGUAAACACAAAACCAUCGAAGCUGAUUCCAAGAACUCUAUGGAUGUCAAAUUGAAAGAACCUGAAGAGGUCGAUAUUGUUGCCAAGAAUGUAGACAGCCAUGGAAACACCUGUCCUCGAAGAAAGAGAAACGAAGAACGUGACAGAGCUGGGGAACAGGAAGUGGCAUUGAACAUCGACAAUCACAUCCCUUCUACGAGUUUGUCUGCAGACAUUCCAGAUACUGCGGCUGUUGAUACUAGUGAACAAUUUGUUGCCACUCUCUCUGUCAAUGCUCGAGGACUUAGAAAUGAAGAGAAUGAUGGUAAUGUUACUGCUACAACCCGCGACAUACAGCCGCCUCAAAAACCGAGACCCAUAAGAUGGCAGAUUCGUAAUGGGCAUGAUUCACAGAAUGACGACAACAAAGACGAUCAAUUCCUUUCAUCCCGCAGAGGUUAUCGCCAACUGCAAUUCACUAUUCGUGACAGCAGCCCAGACCCUGAUGGUGUCGUCUUCAAGGGAUUCACUUCACGCAUUUCAAAAGCCAGUAACAAAAAGGCUGACAUUGACAUGGAGGAUGCUCAGCAGAAGUCCAAGGGCCGUGCCGAUCAUGUCAGCAACAAUGAUUCUUCUGGUGUUGAGGAUGAUGGCGGUUCUGAUGGGGAGAAUCUAGCUAACGAGUCAUUAGAGAAGCCUGACGAUGAGGUUGAGGCUGACGACGAAUUGGAAACCCAUCGCCACAAAUCAGGUCCCCUCCCAAAGGCUGCAAAAGAGGCUGCCUUCGCAGCACAUCAAGAGUAUCUCAACAAGCUGGAAGCCUUGGCUUCUGAAUAUGACAAGCCUCUGAAGCUUCUCCUUCAACUCGUCGCUCAAGAAGUCAAGACAAGUCAUCAUCUCAACCCUUGGUCAGCCUUCCAGCACUGGUACACCCACUUUGGUAAUGUCAAGAAAACAAAAGAUAUUUCUGCGCAAGCGUGGGCUAAGUUUGUUGCAAGACUUUAUAAACAGGAGCUCGACUCUCUGGGAGAGAAACCUUCGCAGCAAGAUAUUCAUGAGCAUUUCAAGGAACAACUUGAUUAUUAUCGCAAUGUUGUUGUGGCAUUUUUGGAAUCCAAGCGAGACAACGGAAAGUUCCCACAGGUUAUAAAGAAAGUUGUUGAGCCAUUUAUCAAAUUAGCCACCAGAGCUUACAAGGAGACAGGGAUUCAAGUCUUUGGAUUUGCAAUUGUCGUCAAUGCCAAUUCAACUUCAAGCUUGGCUUGGGGCAGUAGCCGCGAAUACGAAAAGCUUCGUGCACGUUACAAGUCAUCUGUCAAGACCCAGCUGAGAGAUUACGAGGGGAUGUUCAAGUUGGCAGAGAUGGACCAGCGAAUGGCAGGUUCCUCAAACAGUCUGUUGGUUCACGUUGAGCCAAAGUCCACUGAAAAUAAGUGGGAUUGCCUCAUGCGAGUUCUUGGUGAAUUUUUGCGAAGCGAUCUGAUCGAAAUCUUAACUGCCCGCAACGAAGAAGGUGGCAACAUGAAGAAGGUUACCAUGAAUUGGUCUUGGACUGACUUCGCGUUCAAGAAUGAGGUCACCAUUAUUGGAUGGGGUCUUGUAAAUGAAUUCCCCUGUGAAGGAUUCACCUUGAAGGGGAAGGGGAAGGGGGAGGCGUUCUUCCAAUGGAUUGUUCAGUCCCGGGUUGAUGAGUAUAAGUGGAAGAGGGGAAGGCAGGUCAGCGAUGACGAGGAGAUUGAUAUGGACUCAUCACUCAAAUCGCCAUAUGUUCGAAUUGUGUCGUGGACCUCAGAUAAGUCUAAUGUGCUUUUUUUUGUAUUAUCUUGCAUCUAA
Molecule: messenger RNA, 1917 nt
Organism: Laccaria bicolor S238N-H82
Lineage: Eukaryota; Fungi; Basidiomycota; Agaricomycetes; Agaricales; Hydnangiaceae
Exons: 11
Coding region: 1-1917 (638 amino acids)
Source: RefSeq, a predicted model, not a curated record